GCUGGGGACUUUAGGCCGAUCUCGUCGUGCGCAUGCUCCGAAUCUCGGCGCUGCUUCCACGCCUGGCGCGGGGCAUCAUGCCUGGCCCAAAGCGCCCGCGCCCGACCCGCAUUGGCACCCACAGGGGCACCUUCCACUGCGACGAGGCGCUCGCUUGCUUCCUCUUGCGCCUGCUUCCUGCUUACCAGGAUGCAGAGAUUGUCCGGACACGGGAUUCCCAGCUGCUGUUGGAGUGUGAUGUGGUGGUGGACGUUGGGGGUGAAUAUGACCCACAGAAACACCGUUAUGAUCAUCACCAGAGGUCGUUUGGAGAGUCGAUGCACAGCCUGAACGUGGAUAAACCUUGGCAGACCAAGCUGAGCAGUGCAGGGCUAGUGUAUUUCCAUUUUGGCUCCCAGAUUCUGGCUAAUCGAUUGGGCCUGAAGGAAGAAGAUCCUAUCGUACGUGUCCUCCAUGACAAGUUGUAUGAAAAUUUUGUGGAGGAGAUUGAUGCUAUCGACAACGGCAUCUCUCAGUGGGAUGGGGAGCCUCGCUAUGCCAUGACCACCAAUGUGAGCGCCAGGAAUGACAAAGCUGGAAUGACAAAGACCAAGAUACUGAGGUAAGAAGGGGAAAGUGUGUGUC
Messenger RNA from Sphaerodactylus townsendi, 624 nucleotides. Its product is annotated as MYG1 exonuclease-like. The coding region runs from base 33 to 605 and encodes 190 amino acids. The transcript has 4 exons. Gene Ontology annotation, cellular component: cytoplasm; nucleus. Lineage: Eukaryota; Metazoa; Chordata; Lepidosauria; Squamata; Sphaerodactylidae. The record is from RefSeq and is a predicted model, not a curated record.